AAAAACCAAGAUGGCGGUUGCAGGAUUCGCAUGUCCUUUUGCACGCCUUCUUUCUUGCAAGCAUAUAGUUUCUCGAAAUUUUAUUCGUAGUGUUAGAAUAUGUGAACGAGUCUGCAGCCGCCAUUCAUAUCAUAGUCUUUCUUUGCUGUCAUCUUGCCACGUUGCAGUAAGAUCUCUUUCUAGCUCGUCCUUCGUGAAGCGCAGAAAUUCCAGAAAUAGUAUAAUUCUCUUCGCCUCUUCACAAGCAUUGUUUCAGCAUGAUCGUAGGUUAGUAGACUCUCGUGAGCACAAUGCUCUCCAUCCUUAAUGUAAUUCAGAAUUGUUGCAGACGGUGUGGCUGUUUAAAGGAAUUGUUAAUAUUGUGAUAUUAUUUAAGUUAAGUUAUUAUGUAAUAGUUAACUCAUUGACAUUAUUUGCCCUCUUUCGUGAUAUUGUACCACCUGAAUAGCGGUCAACGGCAUGCAGUAACUGUAUUUUUUAACUACACCACAUUAAAAAAAUUGUAACAACAGAGUAUUUCUUUCCUAAGGCUAGGAGGGGAUUCCCCUCUGUAAGGGAGGCACAUCUCUUUAUCAUAUUGCUGGGCUGGGUAUGGUGUUUUUUAUCUCUAUCCUGAAUGGCAUGUGAAAUUUUAAACAACCUCACCCUAAACAGAGUCUCAUGUUGAACUUUAGUUCAGAUUUCCCCUUGGAGAAGUAGGUCUAAAAUUUGAUUUACUACAGGCAACCUCAUGGCUGUCUAAAUUUACCUUUCUUCAUGUAAUUAAAUUACUUGCCCACGCCCUUACCCAUAGUUUCUUGGAGGACUGCAAAAUUUACUCAUCCCAGACAACCAAAAAGGACUUUUUUCAAAUCCUGUGAUCUGGUCAUAAUAAUGUAUUAUACCAGUACUUCCAUGUAAAGUGCAUGUAAUUACAAAUGUUUUUUUUNGCUGGGUAUGGUGUUUUUUAUCUCUAUCCUGAAUGGCAUGUGAAAUUUUAAACAACCUCACCCUAAACAGAGUCUCAUGUUGAACUUUAGUUCAGAUUUCCCCUUGGAGAAGUAGGUCUAAAAUUUGAUUUACUACAGGCAACCUCAUGGCUGUCUAAAUUUACCUUUCUUCAUGUAAUUAAAUUACUUGCCCACGCCCUUACCCAUAGUUUCUUGGAGGACUGCAAAAUUUACUCAUCCCAGACAACCAAAAAGGACUUUUUUCAAAUCCUGUGAUCUGGUCAUAAUAAUGUAUUAUACCAGUACUUCCAUGUAAAGUGCAUGUAAUUACAAAUGUUUUUUUUUAUGAGUAUCAUGCAAUGCACUACAAUCUACUUUUCCUUAUUUUGUUUUAACAGAUAUUGUUCAACCAGUCCUCAGGUUGAACAAUCUGAAAGUGACCCACAGCUUUUAACAAAAUCACAUUUAUUACACCUUUGUGAAACAAUAAAAAAGGUAACAAUAAUGUAUGCAUAAAUUUUAAUAAAUGGAGAUCUACACAUGUAGGAUUAUUGCAAAUUUUGACCCCUCCCCCCCACCACCACCCUCCCAAAAAAGAAGAAAACAAAAGAAAUUGGAGGGACUUCAACAGGAUUUGAGCCCACAGCCUCUGUAUUAGCAUUGCAUGCAGUGUUCUACCAAUUGAGCUGUGAAGAACCAUACAUUUGGAGCAGGCCAAUUUGUUGAGUUCUUAACGUGCGAAAGAAAUGACAUGUUGAUCAGAUGAUGAUGUGGACUGUGGAAAUAGAAAUUAUAGAUAGUAACUAAUCAUAUAAUGAACAUCAAUGGAAAGAAAUAUAAACUUGUCAGGUUCCUUUGCCAAGCUGAAUAAAUUUCUCCUCAGUCAGCCAUUAAUGAUAUGUAUUAUUCACAGUGGUUACUGGAGAGCAACCCUCCCUUCCUACCCCAAAAUAAAAUUUAUUAAUUAAUAAAUCCCUUAGUAGAGUCAUAUGAAGAAACUCUUAGUGUCCAAACAUUAUAUUAUUCACUAAGGAGUUGUUGAGCCAGUCAGUCAGGCUUUUGUGUGAUUUGUGAACAAAGUAGAGAGGAAGCACUACUAAAUACAUUUAAAUAGUGAAUUUGUAGGUCUAAGAAGUAAAUUUAUCGUAAUAUAGGCUUUGAGAAUGUUGCUGAAAUAUAAUUAAAAUUUUGUCCUCCAGGAACUGAACACUUCCAUAAGACCACUUAGAGAUGUAAGCCAUUACUACUUCGAUGGACAGGGGAAAUAUAUUAGACCGAUGAUUGUAUUACUUACAGCUAGAGCAUGUAACAAUCACAUUUCUAAUUCAAGGUUUGUGUAAAUCUGGGGGUUGGAGGGCUGAAGGGUGUGGUUUUUUGACCCCUUUUGGUCUGAAAUCGGGUACAGAUUUUAACCAUUUGUGUGUUAAAUGCGGAAAAUUUUUUUAUAUGCUUUGUAACAAAAUUAAGUAAUUAAGUAAGUAAGUUUAUGACUGAAAUAGGAUAGAAAAAAAUGACAUUUAGAUAUUGCAAAGAGAAAUUUGAUGCUGAUAUGUCUUAGGCUUUAAGGAUUAAAGCUUAACCUGUUCGCCCCUGAACCACCCGUGCAGAUCCAUGUCCCUUUUACCACUUGUGACGCCAUCAGAUUUAAUGGUCAAGGACAACUAACUUGUGCAGAGUAAAAUGACCUUUCAAACCAUACCAGAAUGAGCACAAUUCAGUGAAGGACCCCAGAGAAAAAAACAUACAAAAAACCAUGUAACAUUGACCUGAACAUUUCCAUGAAAAUCUUUUUCCACCAUCGACCUACCUUUUCUUUCAUUUUAUAUUUCUAAGAUCCAAAAAAAUUUCCUGAACACUUUUUUCAACUUCACAAACUUCAAUAUUUUAUGUCUGGAUCAAAAAGCUGUGAAGUGUAUCCCCUGUAGACGGCUUUGUGGUAUGUUUUAGCUCUUUAUAGCAAGACAGUGACCAGAAAACUGCUCAACUAGCUUCAAAAUGCAUUCUUCAGUAACAUUUCCAGGGGCAAAUGGGUGAAAUAUGAGUGCACAGUUAUUUAUAUAGAGAUUAAGAAUCAUGUUUAUGGCUUAACUAACAGCAAACGUCAUGUGCAUGCAAGGUGACAAUUUUCCAUUUUAGGAAAUGAGCGGAUAAAAACUUUCUGAGACAAUUCACACACAUGUAUGGAUGAACUGGCAAAAAUCUACUGAUUUCUGUGCUGACAAAGUAAAUGUUAAACAGCAGAUUAGGGCAAAACUUGCUCACGUGGUACAAAUAUUGAUGUUUGUCAUUUGCCGUAAAAGUAAUUCUAAAUCUCCCUAAUAAUAUCGUAUUUACCGGUAUUCAAUUUUUUAGGACCAUACUACCUUCCCAAGAAACUGUUGUCAUGGUAUCAGAGAUGAUCCACACUGCCAGCUUAGUUCAUGACGAUGUUAUAGAUGGUGCCGAUACAAGGCGGGGCAAGACAUCUGUGAAUAAGAUGUUUGGAGAAAAGAUGUCUGUCUUAGCAGGGGAUUACAUUCUUUCUUGUGCUUCCCAGGCACUGGCUCGGCUUGGAAACGCUGAAGUUGUCGAAUUGUUAGCUAAAGUUGUAGAUGAUCUUAUCAAAGGUUAUUAAAUCUGUGCUGUAUUUCCUAAAAUAAUAACCCCCCAGUAUUAACCCCAGGACUGAAAUUUUGCUAAUAGAUUAGAAAUAAAUACAGUGUAUUACAGAUGGUAUUUUACAGACUUGACCGAAAAACAUGUUCACAAGGUUGUGCUCUAAGAAAAGUUGAAGGGAGCCUAAGGCUCUGGACCUCUGGAAUCCAGGGUGACCAGUAUAUGAUUUCUGUGAAAACAGCUAAGAUUUGCUGGUCGCCCAUGGGGCCACCCAGCAGUGUUAGAGAAUAGUCUUCUUACACAUUCAGUCACUUUCUGUGUUUUAUAUUUUUGUCAACUGGUGAUGUUGUUUUCUUGUUUAACAUGGGCAUGAUAAAUCAGAUGAGGAGGCUGUUUUCAGAAUUUAGCUUGUGUCUCCUCAGUUUUAAGCCAUUUUUAGAUUAUUAUUAAUGUCAAAAAAAAAAACUUUUUGGAGUGAAGCCUUUUUGUUGUUUAUUAACUACAGUGAUCACACGUUUUAAGUCUCAAACAUGUGAUGGAGGAACAUUUUACUGGAUUAGAUAAACAGAAUAUUUAUGUUUGUUGCAGGAGAGUUUAUGCAGUUGGGAUCUAAAGAACACCCAGAUGAGAGGUUUAACCAUUACUUAGAGAAAACAUACAAGAAGACAGCCAGUUUAAUAGCUUGUUGUUGUAAAGCGGUAAGUCUUCAGACAUUAAUGUACUCUAGUAGGAACUGUGAGUUUAAAAUGUUUAUUCUAAAUCCCUCCUAUUAAAAUAUAGUUUACUUGUACGCUAAUUCAUGGUUCCAAAUGGAAAAUACCUUGAAAUUGUAAUAACCCGAUUCUAAAAGUGGUCCAAAGUCACUCAAUCAAAAGGGAGGGGUUUUAGAGGGUGACUUUGAACCAUGUUAUCAGGCUAGCCAUUGUAGUGUUUCAAAGAUUUUUAAAACAACAACAUUGACUUUAUUAUAUUGAACAGGUAUAAUUACAUCAACAUGGGGAAUUUAUAGGAAACCCUUAUGGGCUUUUACAAGAUUCCUCUUAUUUGAAGUACAUUUUAGUGUAACUUAACGGAUUUUAUACAUUUUUAGGUUUCUGUAUUUGGUGGUUGUAGCCCUGAAAUUCAAGAAAUAGCCUAUCAAUAUGGAAAAAAUAUAGGAAUGGCUUUUCAGGUAUGUUUGCUGCAUUUUAAGAUCAUUAAUUAAGGUGUAACAUUUGUAAGUCCUAACUUCACGUCACUUGUUUAUCCUUUUUCUUCCAGAAUCAAUUGUGAGACAGACUGUAAAUAAAACUCUAUAGUAUGACCAUUGAAAUGAAACUUUUUCAGCAGUAAUUUUUUUUGGUACCGUUUGGAUAAUUUAGAAUUUUGCUGAAUCUUGCAGAUUUUUAAAUCGUUUAGUUUAUAAGGAUAAAAUGGAAUGUGUUUCUCCUUCCCCCUUACCCCAUUGGAGGUUUAUAAUAAUACUGGUUUUAACAUUCCCACCUUUCUGGAAAUCCCAGGCAGUUUUGGUUUAUACUUUCCUGAAACAGGAAAAAAGUUGUCAUUGAUAAUAAUUUUUAGCCUAAAUUUCAUCCAAUUACUUCAAGUCGUUAUUACUCCCUCAGUUACGUCGUUGUUGAGAGGAGAAAACGACUCGAAAAAAUGGGAUGAAUUUGAGGCUAAAUAAUUUUAUUACAAAUUGUUCUUUUUGGCAUUAUUUUAGGUUGUAGAUGAUAUUCUAGACUUUAUAUCAACUGACGUGGAAAUGGGAAAACCAACAGCCACAGAUUUACAACUUGGGCUGGCAACAGCUCCCGUGUUAUUUGCUUGUGAACAGGUGAAGGAAAAUGUUAAGAAAAUUGUCAAACCAUGGGCAUACCCCUGCAGUUUUUUCUUUAUGGUUGUCCUGUAAUAACGAGAAUAUGGAUUAAUGUCAGUGCAUUUUAGAACAUGGUGUAGAGUCAAACAGGAUCUAUUACUNCGUGUUAUUUGCUUGUGAACAGGUGAAGGAAAAUGUUAAGAAAAUUGUCAAACCAUGGGCAUACCCCUGCAGUUUUUUCUUUAUGGUUGUCCUGUAAUAACGAGAAUAUGGAUUAAUGUCAGUGCAUUUUAGAACAUGGUGUAGAGUCAAACAGGAUCUAUUACUCUAGACAGAAUUUAAAUGAUGAUAAUUAAAGAAAAUAUAUUGAGCUUCAUAUCCCACUGCCUUAGAAUAAAAGUACUGGGUAGUACAGGUCCUGGUUGUUCAAACGUGGGAUAGUGCUAUCCACCAGAUAAAAAUCUAUCCAGUGGAUAACGCAGUUGGUUUUCCUAAGACCGUAUUUAUUUGAUUAACUGCCCUGGGCGCUUAUUAAAUUUUUGGACUUUGAGAGUGGGCGCUCAUUUGAAGUGGGCACUUCUAUAAUCUUCACCAUUUUCGGCAAGUGUAAUAAGUUUAUUUAGCAACAAUAAAUGGUAAUAAUAAAAUGUGAAGAUGUAACGCAGCAAGGUUUCUCUGAAAUACUCUGAACAAAACUUCGUGUUCAAGCAAGUCUCUUAUAAGUACCUAUUCAACGUUUUUUGGGUGGGAAGGGAAAGGGGAUGGGGUGGGGUGGGCGCUUAUUCGAGGUGGGUGCAAGUUCGAGGUUGGGCGCUUAUUUGAAUAAAUAUGGUACUUUUCUGCUGGAUAGUGACUUCUCUAGUGGAUAGCAUUUUCCACCUUUUGAACAAUCAAGGCUACACAUUUUUGCAUUUAGUGCAGGCAAGCAAAGUUAAAUGUGAGGCGAGGGGUGAACAAGACACGCCUUGUCCUUCACCCUCUAGCUUCACACAUCUCUCACAAUCAAUUCUUGCCCUGUGCUUUCCUUUGCUUGUCUAAAAAGAAAGAGUGAUAUAACCUGUUCUGUAGGCUACACAGUAAGUACUAGCCAUUAAUAUAAACCCCUCUCAGAAAAAAUUUCUUACAUCAAUAAGGCCCCUCCCUUGAGAACAAGGUGGCACAUUGUAUAAACUCAUACUCCAUCUUAUGUUAUCAUUAGCAUGCUAACUUAACUCGUUGCGUGUACUUUUUUCAUUACAGUUCCCUGAUCUUAAUGCCCUUAUUAUGCGGAGAUUUAAAGGACCCAAUGAUGUAGAAGAAGCUCGACAAGCAGUGCAUAAGGUAAAUAUUGCCAGAAUUAAAAGGGUACCCCUUAGUUUUCAUAUUUUGUCAUUCACUAGAGGUUGACAGGAUUUAGAGAAACUCAUUGCCCUGCUCUUAAUAUCCAUUGUACGUGGAAAAAGGCCCCUUUGAUCAUGAGAUCAAGUGACACGUCACAUGGAUGAAAACCUAGUGUUAUGAGGGUGAAGUAGCAUACAUUCAGUCCAGCACAAAGCAGGCAUGGAUUACUUUGUUUCCCCUUAUAUUGUGCUCUGUUUUUGUGCCCUGCUUUCUUUCUGGAAAUUAUACAUACUGCAUAAUGGAGAAAAGACAGGCAAAAGCUUCAUGGCCCGAGCUUACAUAUAAUACGAGGGGUUUCUUUUAGCCUAGUGGGCAUGUUUUCCUCUAUUUGACAUGAUUAAUAGGCACAGUUGUUCCCAUAACUGAUGUCAAAUUAUUGUGCGCCACCAAAGCUGUUUUGAACAUCAUUUGUCAUGAGUGUCAUGAUAUGUGGUUAAAUAGUAAUUUUUCACGUGGGUCGGUCACUUUUUUAAUAUUGCUUUUGUUUUUCAGAGUGAUGGUAUAGCCCGCUCCUAUACAUUGGCAAGCCAGUACGCUAAGGAAGCAGUGAGACAAAUCAACAAAUUGUCUCCAUCUCCCCACAGAGAUGCCCUGGUCAAAAUCACACAGGAAGUCUUAAAACGAAGAAAGUAGAUUCCUGCAACGGCUACCACUGCCGCCACUGGGGGAGGGGGUACUCAACAGAUGUUUACACGGGGAGGCUCCUCCCCAGAGUCCCUACCUCUUACCUUUUAUAUACCAUUUUUUCACGAAAAGGGUACCCGUUUAGUAUGUUUUCUAUUGACAAAUGGUAUCUUUUUCACAUACCUUUUAACUGCUGUAAAUGCACUGUCUUUUAAAAAGGAAUCAAUCACAAGUAUAGAACGUUUUCUCUCGUUUUCUCUCAACCUCGUCCAUCCCUUUUGGAGCCUUUUACAGACCCAAAUGACAGAUUUCCCUUGCCUUUAAUAUACUUCAACGAGUGGGAUCCCUUACCCCUUUCGAGCGGGGCCUCCCCGUAUAGGCCNGAACAUCAUUUGUCAUGAGUGUCAUGAUAUGUGGUUAAAUAGUAAUUUUUCACGUGGGUCGGUCACUUUUUUAAUAUUGCUUUUGUUUUUCAGAGUGAUGGUAUAGCCCGCUCCUAUACAUUGGCAAGCCAGUACGCUAAGGAAGCAGUGAGACAAAUCAACAAAUUGUCUCCAUCUCCCCACAGAGAUGCCCUGGUCAAAAUCACACAGGAAGUCUUAAAACGAAGAAAGUAGAUUCCUGCAACGGCUACCACUGCCGCCACUGGGGGAGGGGGUACUCAACAGAUGUUUACACGGGGAGGCUCCUCCCCAGAGUCCCUACCUCUUACCUUUUAUAUACCAUUUUUUCACGAAAAGGGUACCCGUUUAGUAUGUUUUCUAUUGACAAAUGGUAUCUUUUUCACAUACCUUUUAACUGCUGUAAAUGCACUGUCUUUUAAAAAGGAAUCAAUCACAAGUAUAGAACGUUUUCUCUCGUUUUCUCUCAACCUCGUCCAUCCCUUUUGGAGCCUUUUACAGACCCAAAUGACAGAUUUCCCUUGCCUUUAAUAUACUUCAACGAGUGGGAUCCCUUACCCCUUUCGAGCGGGGCCUCCCCGUAUAGGCCAUCAUAGAGAGUACCCCCCGCCCCUAGGGACUGCCGCAAGCCUCUCUGUACCCCUCUCUUUGGUCUUGAAAACGUACCACACGAAAAGAGUUAAUAAACAAGUCACCCUCCCUUUGAUAACUACUUUACUUGUGAUUUUACUAUCAAACUCGCUAACGGGAUACCUACCUCGCGCCACAGUCUUAUAGUUUCUUCAGUUGAGUGUGGACAUCCUCCUGGAAUAAAUCUUUCUGAACUCGAUAAACAUGAUUUUUCACGUAGGACAUUGUCGGGUACGCC
Messenger RNA from Porites evermanni, 8595 nucleotides. The record is from the annotation of a GenBank genome assembly. Lineage: Eukaryota; Metazoa; Cnidaria; Anthozoa; Scleractinia; Poritidae.